Nannizzia gypsea CBS 118893 is the source of this 1017-nucleotide messenger RNA. RefSeq names its product mitochondrial large ribosomal subunit. Gene Ontology annotation, molecular function: structural constituent of ribosome. Bases 1 to 1017 code for a protein of 338 amino acids. Gene Ontology annotation, cellular component: mitochondrial large ribosomal subunit; ribosome. Gene Ontology annotation, biological process: translation; ribosome assembly. The record is from RefSeq and is a predicted model, not a curated record. NCBI's taxonomy places the organism in Eukaryota, Fungi, Ascomycota, Eurotiomycetes, Onygenales, Arthrodermataceae. The transcript has 2 exons.
AUGGUGGCCGUCUGCACAGCGCUUGCCUCGCGGCAGCUCUUCCGCCAAGGCGGUUUGACGGUAUCCCGACGAAGCAUAAGCACAACAGGAUGUCUACAGGGACUACGCGACUCGCUGAUGGCGAGCAACGAGAAUGCGGACGCCUCCUCCGGCUCUGGAAACCUAUCUGGAGCCAAGAUCACUCAUCGUCCUCCGCCCGUGAAGAAGGGUUCGCUGGCAUCUGGCUCCAUCUUCUCUGACGGCGACGACGUGAGCUUUUCACCUUCGGGCCCAGCACCCAAGAGACCAGCGAAGAAGGACGCUUCCACGCCAGCAGAACAGUCGACAGCCCUGGUUGACCGGAACCGAGACACGAUAUCGCGGACGCUGAUCCCGCAUCCGGACCGACGAGCUCGCUGGGAGCGGAAGAUGGUUAUCCGCAGCGUGAAGAACAGAGGGCAGCUCAGCCGGGAGGAGAUCAUCCAUCAGACGGAGCGAGAGCUGCAGAGUCGGUCGCAUUUCUUCAAGACGUCUGUGAAGAAGCUUGGCCCCCUGGCGAGACAGGUUGCCGGCAAGAAGGUGGAGGAUGCGAUACUGCAGAUGACGUAUAGCAAGAAGAAAGCAGCGAGGGACGUGAGGCUGUUCCUUGAGCAGGCUAGGAACGAGGCCAUCGUGAGCCGUGGGAUGGGACUGGGGAAGUCGAGUGGAGAAGGAGAAGGACAAGGAGAAGGGGAGGUAGAGAUCAAGCUGAAGGAUGGCAAGGCGUACACGGUGAGGGAUCCCACUGCCAUAUACAUUGACCAGGCGUGGGUGAACCGGGGCCCCUACGGGGUGGACUACGACCACCGGGCGCGAGGGCAGAUCAACCGGCUGCGUCCGCCGCACACUGCGCUGGCGGUGGUGCUGAAGGAGGAGAAGACGCGGGUGAGGGAAUGGCAGGACCGGACGGAGAAGGCGUUGAGGGAGAGAAAGGAGAAGCUGUGGGUUCAGAUGCCUGACCGGAGGGUUACAGCUCAGAGCCAGUAUUAUUCUUGGUGA